Messenger RNA from Colletotrichum higginsianum IMI 349063, 2982 nucleotides. RefSeq names its product C2H2 transcription factor. Gene Ontology annotation, biological process: regulation of transcription by RNA polymerase II. The record is from RefSeq and is a predicted model, not a curated record. NCBI's taxonomy places the organism in Eukaryota, Fungi, Ascomycota, Sordariomycetes, Glomerellales, Glomerellaceae. The transcript has 3 exons. Gene Ontology annotation, molecular function: RNA polymerase II cis-regulatory region sequence-specific DNA binding; DNA-binding transcription factor activity, RNA polymerase II-specific. Bases 1 to 2982 code for a protein of 993 amino acids. Gene Ontology annotation, cellular component: chromatin.
AUGGACGCUUCCCAGUACCCUACCAAUGGUAUAAACACGACCUCGGCCUCUUACCCGUCGCCCCCCGCCAUCACGCCUCACCAACUCCAGCACACCAACUCCCCGCUGCCUCACCAGACUCUGCCGCCUUUGCAGCCGCAGACUUCCGCCGCUAUGAACCAGAUGUACGGCAGCAACCCUCACACGCCUCGCACUCCCGCGACUCCCAACACUCCGGGCUCGCAGAACAACAUGCCCGCUUACCCCCAGCAACAGCAGCAGCAUCAGCAGCAGCAGCCCGGUCGUGGUGGUCCGUACCAGCAAAUGGGCCAGUAUCCUCCCCCGCCCCAGGGCUACGGCACUCAGUCUAUGCUGCCCCAGACCACGAUGGCUUCUUCUCAUCCCCAGCCCAUCGCGCCCGCUCCUGCGUCUGGUCGCGUUCCUCCCGUCCUUCGCCCCAUGCCUGCUGGUGGCGUUAUGCCCCAGCCCGGUAUGAACUCUCCCUACGGCCCCGGCGGUGUCAUGCCUGGCGGUCUUGGUGACAGCGACCAGCCCACCCACGUUGUCGGCUCUCAGGGUCGUCGCGGCAUCCUGCCCAGUGCCCCCGGACGUCCCGCUGCUACUCCCGCCGGCGCCGGCAACACUAAGAGCACUGUUAUCCCGGUCAAGGACGCCGAUGGCAAGUUCCCGUGCCCUCACUGCACCAAGACCUACCUUCACGCCAAGCAUCUGAAGCGUCACCUUCUGCGCCACACGGGUGACCGCCCUUACAUGUGCGUGCUGUGCCGCGACACUUUCUCGCGCAGUGACAUUCUCAAGCGUCACUUCCAGAAGUGCUCCAUUCGCAGAGGCAACCCGACUGGUGCUAGUCACCUGUCCCACCCUCAGGCCCAUGUCAAGAAGAACGCUGCCGCGCAGAAGGCGGCUCUUGGUCAGGAUGGCGGUCUCAACCACCUCAAUGGUCUUGGUAACAUGCCUGCGGAUGGUAUGGUUCAGCCUUUCGGUAUGAUGCCUGUGCAGGACGGAAUGAGCAACCUUGCAAACGAUCAGAGUCAGUUGUCGCGCUCCAGCAGCCUGACUAGGCUUGAUAAUGGCAGUAACCAAGACAGACGGGAUUUGACAGGAUCUGUCAUGGAUGCUUCUGGCCGAGGUGGCAACUUCGAGCAGGCAUACAACGGCAAUGUCCCUAGCUCCAUGACGCCCAAUAUGAAUCAACAGAUGCAAAACUACAAUAUGCCCCCGGGUCAAAAUGGAAUGUCCAUGUAUGGCGGGUCGAACUCGAACCAACAAUCGGGCCUUGAUUGGUCUCAAAUGUUCCAGGCUGGUGCGCAACAAACCUACGCAAAUCAUCAAUUCCCCCCUAAUCUUGGACAGACGCAGAUCGCAACCAAACCCGAGCCUAAUACCGGCGCCGAAAGAACACAAGGUCUUCCUGGCCACCCAAACCACCCCGAAUCCCUCUUCUUGUCGACCUGGGGCGUGCCGCCAUCGAUCCAGGACCCCUUCACCCAACUCUCCAACCAGAUUCUCAACUUCUUUUACCCUCCAGGUUCCUCGAUAACCAACGAAAGCGCCGGCUUUAACCUUUACUUCUCGGCCGAAAACAUACGCGACUUUUUGGAAAAGUACACCCACUUCCACGUCCACUUUCCUAUUCUACAUACUCCCACGUUCCGCAUCAUGGAGUCCUAUACUGGCUUGCUGGCCGACCAUGUGCGCGACAUGAUGAACUUUCUUAAGUCGGCCCUGGUUCGAGACGUGCCCUUUCUGGCCUCAACGGUGGGCGGACAGCAGCAGAAUGGAAACGCUAGCGCUGGCGCCUCAAGUCAAAAUCAACGCGAUAUUGAGGAGCUGCAAGCUGUUAUGCUGCUCCAGAUUCUGCUGAUUUGGAACAGCACCCCUCAACACCGCGAGAGUGCUCGCGAGAUCUUUCCCGCCAUGACGGAGCAGGCUCGUAAGCUUCGUCUGUUGGAGGUCUCCACCAGAAUGCCCCUCUACAGUCCGCUGCACCAGAGCAACGUUACCCCUCAGAACUUGAAUGUCUCCACAUUCGAUUGGGGUGUGUGGGUUGAACAGGAAAAGCGGAUACGCCUCAUGCACAUCAUCUUUCUUUGCAACUCCGCCAUGGAACUUUAUUUCAACGCCCGCUCUCAUAUUGACAGCCUUGAGAUGCACAUUCCGCUGCCAUCCGAUGAUGCGGCAUGGGAUGCACGGACGAAGAAGGAUUGCGAGGACGCCCUUGGCCUGCACGGAGAGGAAUUGGCACGACAAAAGAACCCCAACGGGACUCAACGCAGCAAGCAGCCCGAAAUGAGUUAUGCCCUCCAGACAUUGCUCCACAGCUCGUAUCAGAUUCAGCCAGGCAGAACCAACCUUUACGGCAAGUUCAUUCUGAUACACGCCAUUUUGUCCAUGAUCCGGCGAGCUCAGUUGGACGGCAGUGCCGUGAUGAAGGGGUACGCGACACCUCCCAUGAGCGAUUGGAUGACAAAUGGAUCAUCGGACGCCAGCGGCGGCAACAGCGGUAGAGGUACACCUGUUGACCCUGCCGUCCAAGGCGUUCCAUCUCACGUUCAUCACACCUUUCUCAUGGCAUUGCAAAAGUUCAAAACCAACUGGGACGCGGACAUGAUCAAUCAAUUUCCACCUGGAUCGGCAAAGAAUGCUCGCAGAUAUGGAUUCUCCAGGGACGGUAUUCACUUCUACUGGCUUGCGAAGUACCUCCUCAAGUACACAAGAACAUCGGAGCUACAAAUGGAUCCGGACGCGCGGUUCAUGCAGGUGAUGCAACUUCUCAAGUCGGUGAAGGCUUGGGUGAUGUCGGAUGGGACAACACGAGGCGAGGAAAUGGGAUCGGUUGGAGAGAUCGACAAGGAUUUUGGAGUGAUGAACCUGACACUCGACAUGGCACGACUUUUUAAACCUCUUCCGGCGGUGGUGGAGGACCCAGGAAUAUCUUCUGUUCAAACGGAUAUCGGCACGGCGGGCGGCGGCAUGCUCUGA